AUGGUUCUGCUGAAUGAGAGACUCCCGAGUGUUGACCACAAGUUGAAGUCUGGGACUCUUCGAGCGUCAAUUCUGCGAACGCUCUCCCGCUUCAUCUCCAUUAGCGUUGGUACUGCUGAGAUGUCUUCGCGCUCCCUUUCUAAGAGUCAUUGCUCCACGACUCUUCGUCAUCCCAAUGCCCUGAGCAUGUUCGCCCCAGUCAUAACUAUCGUCCUCUUCACCAUCAUCGCCAUGGCAAACGGGACUGCUCUCGAUAUCAAGACGGCCUUCCCGACGAUUGCCGUCCUCGCAUUAGUGACGCAUUCGGCAAACAUGGUCAUGACGAUCGUACCACAAGCGAUAGCGGCCUGCGCGAGCUUCGACAAGAUUGAAGACUACAUCAAGUCCCAAAAGGCACCUGCGAUCAGCCACUCACCUCGCCCUGCACAGCUAGCCGAAGGGUCCGAGGUGUCAAUCCAGGGCUUGACCGUACAGUGGACUCCAGAAGGCAGCCCUACUUUGAAGGACAUCAACCUCGAGCUCUUACGAGGCCAAGUGGUUGCUUGUUUGGGGCCAGUCGGUGCCGGAAAAUCAACCUUGGCACGAGCAAUCCUCGGGAAAGUACCACUGAUAAAGGGCACAAUCAGGCAUCGUACCGAGAGCAUCGCAUAUUGUGCACAAGUCCCUUGGCUUCCCAAUCGGACCAUCAGACAAGUCAUUUGUGGGUCGAUGGUAAAGUACAAUGUCGGUAACGAGUGGUAUCGUGCUGUUAUCCGGUCAUGUUGUCUCGACCAAGAUCUAGCUGUCCUUCCUGAUGGUGACCAGACUGUGGCCGGAGCUGACGGGAUGAACUUGUCUGGUGGACAACGGCAGCGUGUGGCCCUUGCGCGUGCCGUCUUUCAUCGUUGUAAUAUGGUGGUGCUUGAUGAUCCGUUCAGCGCUCUUGAUGGAAAGACAGGAGAUCAAGUUGCUCAAAACCUUCUUGGGCCGAAGGGGGUUUUCCGACAGCUGAACGCCGCGGUGUUUUGGAUAACGAGUUCCAGGUACUACUUCUUCAAUGCCGGGCCCUUGAACAUUCUGCUAAUGGUGACUUGCACGGCAUCGUACUCCUUCUUCAUUACCUUCCCCCAGUACUGGGUCAAAUGGUGGAUGCAGAACGACGAGCUCAAUACUGCUAGCAAGAGAGGCACGGUCUUUUACGCACUGGGCUACGCCCUCCUAUACCUGAUGGCUUGGAUAUCUACGAACAGCACGAUGCUAUCAACCGUCUUUCGAAUUGCCCCAACCUCCGGGCUAGCUCUUCAUCGAACUCUCUUGCGCACGAUCAUGCACGCACCCCUCCUCUAUUUCUCUACCGCAGAUACAGGCGUUCUCCUGAACUACUUCAGCCAAGACAUACAGCUCGUGGACAAAACGCUGGAGUCCGCCCCCAUCAUGGCCGUCACCCUUCCCAUCUGUGCCGUUAUCGUCUACGGGAUCCAGAAGGUUUACCUAUGCACUUCACGCCAGCUUCGACUCCUCGAGCUGGAGAGUCGGGCGGCUGUGAACUCGUCUCUUCUGGAAACCGUGCAGGGUAUUGAGACAAUCCGGGCAUUUAGCUGGCAAACCGAGUCCGUGUUGGAAAACGUCCAUGUCGUUGACCUAAGCCAGCGCGCUUUUUACAUCUUGCUGUGUCUUCAAAGGUGGCUCAACGUGGUUCUCGAUCUUCUCAUUGCUGGUGUUGCCAUUAGCACGAUUUUUCUCGCGGUCAGCUUGAAGGGCACGGUGACUGGAGGCCAGGUUGGCGUGGCCCUUUCGGUCAUCAUCGCUGCCAAUGCCACUCUCCUGAGCUUGGUUCAGUCGUGGACGAAUUCGGAAAUCUCGCUCGGAGCCAUCUCGCGGUUGAAGAGCGUAGAGAAAGAUACGCCAGAAGAGCUGGCCUCUAUUUCCCUACCUGGUUCAAUCGACAGGCCCUUUACCGGGUGGCCCUCGCCUUACCCUUAUCAUAACAAUCCCAAACUCAUUCGGUUUGAAGGAAUCUCUGCAUCAAAUACGAGCAAUGGCCCCUUGGUAUUCCAGGAUUUCAACCUCGAAGUUGCCGCUGGCCAUCCUCGAUACUCCCCUCUCCCGCCCCCCGCCCUCUCCACCGGCCACCUCCAACUCCUCUCCCUCGCCCGCGCCAUCAUCAAAGCCCGACGCAUGCGCGUCGCAGCCCAAGCCGCCUCAGAUCAAGAAUACGGUGACAGACGCGACAUGACCGGUGGUCCCGACCCCAUCUCAUAUUGUUCUUCCGCUCCAGGAUUUCGCCACCCAAAUAUCGUCCAGCCGAUCAUCUUGCUGGAUGAGAUCACGGCGUCAUUGGAUGAGAAGACUGAACGAAAAGUGCUGGAAGUGAUUAGAAAGGAGUGGGUGGAGAACAAAUAUAUUGUUUUGAUGGUUAUGCAUCGGUUGGAAGCGGUUAGGAAGACUUUGUUGAGGGGGAAUGGGAGGGUGGGGGAUUUGGUGGUGAAUAUGGAAGGGGGGAAGGUGGUUGGGAUUGAGAAGGUGGGUGACGAGCAGCGUUAA
Messenger RNA from Sordaria macrospora k-hell, 2523 nucleotides. RefSeq lists its product as uncharacterized. Gene Ontology annotation, biological process: transmembrane transport. Gene Ontology annotation, molecular function: ABC-type transporter activity; ATP hydrolysis activity; ATP binding. Lineage: Eukaryota; Fungi; Ascomycota; Sordariomycetes; Sordariales; Sordariaceae. The record is from RefSeq and is a predicted model, not a curated record. Gene Ontology annotation, cellular component: membrane.